AUGCAAAUUCGAGCUCAAACCAUCCUGCCAUUGCUUUCAUCAAUUCCUCCACCAACCCCCAGAACCUGGCUGCCCAUUCCGAAAUCUCCUUGCCUAGCUUCUGGCGAGACUUCAACUUCCAAAUGGACCAGCUACUUUGCAGCUGUUUGA
Molecule: messenger RNA, 150 nt
Organism: Laccaria bicolor S238N-H82
Lineage: Eukaryota; Fungi; Basidiomycota; Agaricomycetes; Agaricales; Hydnangiaceae
Exons: 2
Coding region: 1-150 (49 amino acids)
Source: RefSeq, a predicted model, not a curated record